CCCAGCCCUGGUUCUACCCCCAGGAAUUUAUUCCCAGUUGAUAGACAAAAACGCCGGCUUUAAAAUGGAAAAGUUUAAUAAAGCGCAAGCUAAAAAUUUGGCUGCCGCCCAAAAACUGGUUGAUACCUACGCCUCCAGCUCCGAGGAUGAAGGCGAACUGGACGAGAAGCACAUUUUGGACCUCCUAUACAAGAACUACAAGCCGUCGGAUAGCGCCGGAAGCUCCAAGGAUGCGGCCCGUACCAGUACCUUUCUGGAGAACACUCUCCACUCGGGAGCCGCAACCUGUCUCAUUUGCAUCGGAGGCAUCCGGCGGGUGGAAUCCAUUUGGUCCUGCGAGAGCUGUUACUGCUUCUUCCACUUAAACUGCAUCCAGCGGUGGGCCAACGAUAGCAUGAUGCAGAUGAAAGUGAAGGCGGCGGAGCAGCAGAACGGCCAGGGCCACUACAAUCACCUGGGCGAAUUUGUGCCGCCAAAGCGACAGAAAUCCCUGCACUGGUGCUGUCCUCAGUGUCGCAGGGACUACCAACCGGCCGAUAAGCCCACGCAGUACAACUGCUUCUGCGGCAAGGAGGUGAAUCCAGAGAACCAGCCCUUCCUUGUGCCCCACUCCUGUGGAGAGCUAUGCGGGAAGCUGCUGCAACCAAAGUGUGGGCACGAUUGCAAGCUGCUGUGUCAUCCGGGGCCAUGUCCUCCUUGUGCGCAGCAGGCACGGGUCUCCUGCCUGUGUGGUAAAUCCAGUCCUAAGUCCGUGAGGUGCAUUGACAAGCAGUGGAGGUGCCAGCAGACUUGCAAGGAUCUUCUAGCCUGCGGCAAGCACAAGUGCAAUCAGGUGUGCCAUCAGCCAGGAAAGUGUCCUCCGUGCACCAGCAAAAGCUUACAACCUUGCGAGUGUCAGCGGGAGUCGAAGAUGGUCAACUGCUCUGAUCGAAAAUGGAAGUGUCAGAAUGUUUGUGGAGCUCCGUUUGCUUGUGGCUUGCACAUAUGCGAGAAGGUCUGCCAUGCAGGACCCUGCGGCGAUGGGGAGUGUCCUUUGCAAGUCAGAAGUUGCCCAUGUGGAAAGAAUACUCAGGUAAGACCCUGUAAUGAGGCAGAGGAAACCUGUGGCGAUACGUGCCAAAAACUGUUGUCCUGUGGUCAGCACACCUGCACCCAGCGUUGUCAUCGUGGACCUUGCAUUUCCUGCCCAAUAAGAACCAAAAAGAAAUGUCGCUGUGGUCUGCACGAAAAAGAGCUGCCCUGCUCCAAAGAGUUUACAUGCGAGACUAAAUGCAAGCAAAUUCGUGAUUGUGGCAAGCAUGCCUGCAAUAGAAAGUGCUGUGGAGAUCAGUGUCCACCGUGCGAAAAGAUUUGUGGCAAGCAGCUGAGCUGCAACAAGCACAAAUGUCAAUCGGUGUGCCACAACGGACCCUGCUACCCAUGCAAACUGGAAUCCCAGAUCAACUGCCGCUGUGGGAAAACCAAGAAAAGCGUUCCUUGUGGCAGGGAAAGGAGUGCACGCAUUGUCUGCUUGGAGCUCUGUCGCAUAACUCCCAAGUGUCACCAUGCCAUUAAACAUCGUUGCCACAAGGGUGAGUGUCCUCCAUGUGGCCAAGUGUGCGGUCUACCCAAUGACACCAGCAAAUGUGGGCACAUCUGUAAGGCAAGAUGCCACGAGGCAGUUAGAGUUAAUAAACCCAAAGAGGCUAGGCCACAGGCCAAAAAGUAUGAGUAUAAGGCAUUACCUCAUCCCCGGUGCGAGGAAGGUGUUAUUGUCACCUGUAUUGGUGGCCACGAAGUAGCUACUUGGCCAUGCUGGAACUCCAAACCCACGUCCUGCCAGCGAACGUGUGCACGUCAGCUUAAAUGCGGCAACCACAAGUGUCCAUUGGUUUGCCAUUCCGUACCGUAUCCCCAGGAUAUGUCUGUGCAAACUGGCUGUGCCAACUGCGAGGAGGGUUGCUCCGUUCCCCGACCCACCGGCUGCAUUCACGCCUGUCCCAAGGGAUGUCAUCCACCGCCCUGUGCGCCCUGCAACUUUGUGAUUAAGACCAAGUGCCACUGUGGACUCAACCAGUUGGUUUACAAGUGCAAUGAGUAUUUUGAUGAAUCUGGAACCGUCCAAGAGAUCAUCGAGCGAAGAGAGAAGCUACGAAGCUGCGGUAAUCGAUGCUUGAAGAAUUAUCCUUGCGGGCAUCGCUGUACAGCCAUCUGCCACACAGGCAAGUGUCCAAAUCCUGAGCUGUGCCGCAAAAAGGUUCGCAUUUUCUGCUCCUGCAAGCGACUAAAGCAGGAGAUUGCCUGUGACAAACACCGUGCUGGUCAGACAUCCUUGGAGUGCGAUUCCAACUGCAAGGCGGAGCAGACUCGCGCCCAGGCGGCAGAGCAACUGCAGCUGGAACAAAAGCGUCGCGACGAGGAAGAAAGAAACCGCCUGGAACUCGAGAAGUUCGAGGCCAAGUUCGGUAAACGCAAGCACAAAGAACGCAAAACCGCGGGUGCUGGACCAGCCAAGACCAAGAUCGAUUGGCAACGAAGAGCAAUCUAUGCAGUGUCCAUUCUAACAGUUGUGGGUGCGAUUGUGGUGGCUUUCUACGCGGACAGUUAAAUAAGUGACAACAACCGAUUCAAACAAGAAUUUGUAAUAUCAAUUUAAACAGAUAAGCAAAUAGAAUAAAAACAAUGACUGAUAAGCAUUUCCAUCCA
Messenger RNA from Drosophila teissieri, 2685 nucleotides. Its product is annotated as NF-X1-type zinc finger protein NFXL1. Gene Ontology annotation, cellular component: nucleus. Gene Ontology annotation, biological process: regulation of DNA-templated transcription. Bases 65 to 2587 code for a protein of 840 amino acids. Gene Ontology annotation, molecular function: zinc ion binding; RNA polymerase II transcription regulatory region sequence-specific DNA binding; DNA-binding transcription factor activity, RNA polymerase II-specific. The transcript is spliced from 10 exons. NCBI's taxonomy places the organism in Eukaryota, Metazoa, Arthropoda, Insecta, Diptera, Drosophilidae. The record is from RefSeq and is a predicted model, not a curated record.